AAUCCCGAAAAUCUAUUUGUGAUGUGAAGUUGAUUUCUUCAUAUUUUACAAGUUGAUACUAUCUAUGUCCUUUUUAUUUGUACUAUGUACUUUGUAUUCUAACAAAACAGCAAAACAUGUCAAUCCGGAAGUAAACACAAAUUAUGCAUUUAUUAUAAAUAUGAACUAGUGACAUAUAUAGAUGUUUGAUGGUAAUCCAGGAAGGUCUGACAGUCUUCCUUUAUAUGACAGUGUUUUGGGAUUAUUUGUCAUUUUCUAUUUUUGGAAAUGAUGAUUUAAAAAUAGAACAAGCGAGUCAUUUCUUCCUACUCAACGUCGCGAAGCUGCUUGUGGUCAGUGAGUUAUAAAUUGACAACUUGUAUUCCUUAGGUCUGCCUGUAAUAAUAUGAAUUUGUCUGCGGCUUGAAACAGUCUCCAUGUCCGGAUCCACAGGCUUUGGAUUUGCAUUUAUGCUCUCUAAAAAGUAAAUACUGCCACUUUCUACGCCGAGUAAAUUCUGUUAGCAAGUGUAACAGAAAAAUGUCCAACCCUCCGGGUAAUUUUUAGAGACUGAUGGGUCAGACAACCAAAACACAUCACCCCUCAGUAAUUACUGCAAUAUUUGGGGGUUUUCUGGGAUUUUUCUGCCAAGAACUUUGAAUUCUGGUGUACUCAUGGCUUCCAAAACAUCCAAGACGAUCUUUCAUGACAAGCAUCCCAAUGGAACCGCAAUCGUGAAGGAAGAGUUAAAGCUGCCCAAGUGCUUCUCAUCAAGGCUUGCCUUUAUGCUUUAUAAUGUUUUUUCAAAGGAAGAAUGUGAGGAGUUCAUCAAACACACAAGGAAGCUGGGAUAUCAGGAAGCUCUAGUCAAUAUAGGGUUUGGCAGACAGAAGAAGAUGACUGAUGUGCGUAAUAAUGAUCGCUGUAUAUGGGACACCUUAGAAGAGUCCGGUAAAAUAUUAAAUCGCAUCAAACCUUAUCUCCCACCUGUAUGGAAUCAUCAUAAACUGGUGGGGCUAAAUGAAAGAUUGAGGACAUUGUACUACCAACCAGGACAGUACUUCAAGCCUCACUUUGAUGGAGAAUACAGGCGCACCAAUGGAGAGAGAAGUUAUGUCACUGUCCAAGUCUAUCUUAACGAGGGCUUUAAGGGAGGAGAGACCACGUUUAUGGAUUCACCUGAGAAGGAGCUGUGUCCAGUUGUUCCCAAAACAGGUUCUGUUUUGGUGUUUCAACAUGACAUUUUACACGAGGGAUCAACUCUGAUAGCGGGAGAGAAAUUCACCAUAAGAACAGAUGUCAUGUAUUCCGGAGCACGGGUUGAUCCAGAAGAAGAGAAUGCCAUUAUAGAAGCACACAAGUUACUGCUGAGCAAGCCCGACAAUGCUGAAAAUCCCACAGAAGAUGAAAAUAUUCAAUCGUGCAGUGAUGGGAUAGGGAAUCUUGAAAUAAAAUGAAUAUGUUUUAUUUCACACAUAAAGACUCCCGGUUUACAUUGUCAAGUAUAAAAGUUGUUAUUUUUGACAUUGGGUGAUAAUACAUGUAUGUACAUGAAUGCAUAGAAACAGUUUGAAAUAUAUUUUGCAUUGCCAACUCUAUUAUUUCCACUGUGGUGUGGAAAGGUAUGAGAAUAUUUCUAUCCAUUAAUAGAAUGGAUACACAUGUACAUAAGGCGGCAUUUUUGGGUAUCUUGAUUUCAGGAUUUUCAAAUUACAUGUGCAAUAUCCUACCACAAGCAGUGCUUGAAUACCUGCAGUUGGAUUUGGCCCAAGAUGUUUUAGUUGUCGCACUGGGGUACCAGUUAAACCAUUAAGAUAUCUUUUGCCUUAAAAUCUUGUAUAAAUGCAGAAAAGUAUCAUUGACAUUUUUUUUUAGAAAAACAUGAUUAAUUGAAUAUUUACAUAUUUCAAUGCACAUUGUUUUUUAUAUGCCGUAUUAGGAGUAUACAUAGCUGAAAAGAGACAGACAGUUCAGAUCAUUGUCAUUACGGAGACAAUUUAGCUCACUUGUUACGAGAACUGAUAUGAGUAUAAAUGAUGAAUUACCAAGAAGUCCUUUUGUAGACCAUGUUUUUGGCUUCACUAUAUAUAUGCAUCAAAACUUGCUUAAAUGUUUGGGCUAGCGGUUAAGUUGUGAUAUACCUUAUGGUACUUACUGUUUAUUGUACAAAGCGUAUUUUUAAAACAAAAAUAAGUGUUGAAAAUUUUCAAAUUUUACCAUGUGUUAGAAUAAAUAAUGUUCUUUUCUAUCAGAACUGCCUUUUAAUAAUUUGUUAAGGUUUAUAUAUCAAAUAUAGAUCUUUUUGACCUAUAUUUCUUAAUUUAGUUCUACUUCUACCAUAUAUUGACCUACUUCAUCAAGUUGAAGAUUAUGUCAGAGUUCUGCAUAUGGAAGGAAAGGGACAUUUGCAUAGAUACUUGAGGGUAUUUAAUAUUGAUAAGACAGUUUACAAUAGAGGAGGGCAGUAUAUUCCAGUCAAUGGUGGUUCUGAGGAAGAAGUGUUGUUGUCUGCAUAUAGUUUUGGAAUGGAGUGUUUGGUAGGAGAAUGCAAAUUAUGAGGAUAUUUUGCUAAACUGAAUUGCGUAGCACAUUAUUUUACAAAAGGAAGACGUGCAUCUCGAGGCCUGUCCAAAAGUGGGUUGACUUGGUUUAUGCCCUAUUUAUUCAAAGCAGGAGUGGGGCAUAAUUACAGGUUAAAUUUUUUAUACUAACUAAAUUUGCAUUGCAAUUCAUUUGAGGUAUGUUAUUUUGUUGCGUUUGCAUUCGCGACCAAAUAUUUCUAUGGUUUGGAAAUAGUUCUUUAAGUAUUUUUGUAUUUCGCCAAUGAGCUUCACAAUCACUAAUUCGCUUCCACUUGCUAGUGUUGGGUUUCAUGCCCUUGCAUUUUCAGCUUUCAAUCAUUGCUAAUUACUGUAAGUCAUAAACACGACUAUGUAUAGGAUUUAGUAAAGUCGUGAUUCAAAAAUAAAAAUAGGGAGGAUAUAGUAUAUAAAUGACUGUUAUUACAGAAAUGUACAAAUUGUAAUUUUUGAUUGUACUGCCCUUAAAUAGUGCUACCUACUCAAAAUGUUGUAAAAAGAAACAUAACUUAAAGAAAUAUUACACAUGAAUGAUGUUUUUUAAUUCUAUAAUGUUCGGGUCUAAUCAUACUGUUAGACUAGUAAGGGGGCAAUCUUGUCAUGCUAUUUAAUUCAUACUUUAAUGGACUUUCUUACAUUGUCUGGGAUUGGCCUUUGCUGCCUGGUGAAAAUGGUAACCAUAAAAUCCAUUAACGCACAAAAUUGACUGUUCCAUCAUUUAAUAAAUGUAUUAUAACCUACCAGAAACCUCUCGGAAAUACAGAGUAAGUUUUCUUUGUUGUUUUGAAAUGAAUACAAAAAUUGAAGUUCGUGUAAGCAAUUAGGAUGAUUUGAAACCUAGUUGUUUACGUAUUCUCCAAUGUAAGUUUUAUACAGGAUAUUAUGAAAAUGAAUGUGACUGGGUUUUUCUUAAACGUCUAUCAAUAUCAAAAUUAUGUAUUUCAAUCCUUAAGUAGACAACGUAUGGACUGCUGUUGUAAUAUGUUUAAAUUGUUGUUAUAGUAUAUAUUUCAAAAAGUUAUAGUUUUGUAUCAGCGUUGAAAACAAGUAUUGUUAUUAAUGUGAAGAUUAUCAGACAUAGCUGUGAGCAGGUAUUUGAUUGAUAAGUUGUAUACAUUGUCUAUGGUAGUGCUAUCUGAUAUAAGAUACUAGUUAACCAUAUUAAAUUGCUAUAACACUGUCUGGAUAUACAAUGGUAAUAUCAUUGGAAAAAUCGUUGUGAACAUAGCUUACCGUUAUAGUACGCCAAUACAAUGUACCACAUUAUGGAUAAGUAUUAAAGCGUUGAACACCAUCCAUAUCACAUUGUGUAUCACUCAAAGGCCUUAAAAUAUAAACCAACCUUAUUCUGUGUCAAUUUGAAACCUUCAAAUUCAUUCAUAUCAUGUUCUUUCUCGAUCUAAGACCCUGAAAUAUUCAUCCAUAUUCUACUCUGUAUAUCCAUGGUCCAUGAGUGUCAAACACGGUACUUUAUUUCCUAGUUGAUUUACUGCUAAAUUUUAAGCUAAAUGCUAUUUGAAUAAAAUUAUCUUAUGACAGUUACGUUACCACUGUCAAGGAAUGUUUGUGAUGACUAUUUUUAUUUGGUUUCCAUAGUCUGCUUGACCACAUAUUGUCACUUGAGGGGACUGCGUCACAUAUAAAGAAGAACUACUAGGUUUAAAUCUUUCUCGUACUUUAUUUACAAUGAGACGUUGUCAUGGAUACUGAAGAUGCAGCUUCAGAAUUGCCACACCAGAAUUGUAUCACAGAUAAGUUAGAAAUUAGAAAGUUUUUUUUCUGCUGUGGGUUAUUUAUAUCAACCAAUUAAACGCAGAGAAGUUUUAUUUACGUGAACAAAAAUGUUACAAUAUGAUGUAUUUCAAUUAUUAUAUGUUGUUAUAGGCUAUAAUAGCUGCAUGAUUUUAUAUAUAUAUAUUAGCGUAUAGAAGCUAUACGAUCUACACAGAAUGUGAAAAGCGCUUUUGAUGGGUUUUUUUUAUCUAGGAAUUGUUGGUUAAUGUUUUAAGAAUUCUUUAUUGAUUUAUCGAUCUAUUUUAUUUAAUGUUUUUUUUGUAAGCUGUGAUAUUGCUGUGUGAUAAAUGAGAUACGACCCUGUUGCGUUAUAGUGUAAUGGUAUAGUUGUAUACAUAUAUUAUUCUAUUAUGGCCCUUUCCCGAGGGAACUGGUCUCUUAUAGUGUUGUCUGGGGAGGUAAAGUGCCUGAGCCGUUAGGCAUAAUUUCCUACAAAAUCUUAAAAUUAUUAAAAUGUAGUUUAUAAUGGUAUCUGAUCGCUUUAGAAUUUGUGAAAUUCUUAUGAAGAUUAACAACAGUUUUUAAUUUGUUAUUGUAGGGGAGAUUUAUUCAUAAUCAAAAUAUGUUAUCUUUAGGAAGAUGUACUCACAAUUACAAGAUGUUAUCCUUAGAUGAAAUUUACUCAUACCAACAAGACGUUAUCGUCAGGAAAGAUACACCCACAAUCACAAAAUGUCAUCGUGAGGGAAGAUUUGCCGACAAUCACAAAUGUUAUCUUUGGUGAUGUUCUCACAACAUUGUAAACUGUUAAUAUAAAAUGUUCUAAGAAGGGAAUACGGAUAUAGAGAUAAAGUGUGUCGAGAAUUACAUGAGAAUCCAGAUCCCAGUCUUAGAUUGAAUAUGGUCAUCUUUACUGGGGUUGUCCAAAUUUUAGCCAUUGCCUUACACGGUGGUUUAUAGGUAUUCCAUUAGUAUUCUAACUAUUGCUUUAUAUUAGGUUAUUAAAGAGCUUUAGAAACGAUUAUAUAAUAAAAAAAAAUGAAUAAUUUAUCUUCAGAUUGUCUUGUCAUUAUUAUUCUGACUAAUGCUUUAUAUUAUGUUAUUAAAGAGCUUUAGGAACGAUUAUAUAAUAAAAAAUGAAUAAUUUA
This is a messenger RNA of Mizuhopecten yessoensis (Yesso scallop), 5440 nucleotides long. Its product is annotated as probable prolyl 4-hydroxylase 3. Gene Ontology annotation, molecular function: L-ascorbic acid binding; procollagen-proline 4-dioxygenase activity; iron ion binding. Lineage: Eukaryota; Metazoa; Mollusca; Bivalvia; Pectinida; Pectinidae. Gene Ontology annotation, biological process: peptidyl-proline hydroxylation to 4-hydroxy-L-proline. The record is from RefSeq and is a predicted model, not a curated record. The transcript is spliced from 8 exons. Gene Ontology annotation, cellular component: endoplasmic reticulum. The coding region runs from base 654 to 1436 and encodes 260 amino acids.